AUGGAAUCACCCGGAAUGGCUCUAAGUGACAAAUAUGGAAGCGAUAACCCACCAGCUAUUAUGGUCAGAGGCGCAUACAAGAGAUACAAUCCUCACAGUGUCGUUCUUAGAGGCCUCAACAUGACUGUACCCGAAGGAACUAUAUAUGGUCUUCUCGGUCCCAGUGGUUGUGGUAAAACUACCUUACUCAGCUGCAUGGUUGGACGGUGUGAGAUCGAUGCUGGGGAUAUACAAGUCAAAGCUGGGACGAAGUCCAACAUCGGAUACAUGCCUCAAGAACUCGCUUUGUACCAAGAGUUUAGUAUUAAAGAAACAAUGACCUAUUAUGGCCGUUUAUUUGGUAUGAGUCAUAAACAAAUAGAAACUAGAACUUAUGAACUAUUGAAAUUUUUAGAACUACCUCAUGAAAAUAAUAUUGUUAGUCGACUAAGUGGCGGUCAAGAAAGAAGAGUGUCUUUCGCGGUUGCAUUGCUUCACGACCCUGAACUUCUUAUAUUAGACGAACCUACAGUAGGUGUAGAUCCAGUGCUGAGUGCUAGCAUUUGGCAACAUCUUCUAGACAUGACAGCCAAUGGAAAUAAAACUGUUGUGAUUACCACACAUUAUAUUGAAGAAGCCAGACAAGCACAUACGAUUGGGUUAAUGCGAGAUGGUACGUUGUUAGCUGAAGAAUCUCCCAAUCAACUUCUUUUAAAACACAACUGCUCAACUUUGGAACAAGCUUUUCUGGAGCUUAGCAAACGCCAAACUAGAAGCAGCAUUAUGGACAGAGAAGAUGAAAAUUGUAAUAUUGAAACAUAUCCUGUACCACGUAAAAAACCAUUGGCACCACUGAAACCAGAUAAUAUUUGUUCAAAAUCGAGAAUUUUAGCACAAUUAUUAAAAAACUUUUACUGGAUGAAAAGAAAUAUACCGAUUAUGUGUUUCCUAAUGAUCUUGCCUGUUGUGCAAUGCUAUUUAUUUUGCACCUGUAUUGGUCGUGAUCCCCAAGGAUUGAAACUAGGAGUGGUCAACGAAGAGCUUAAAACUGGUAUGUCAAGUUGCAGUAGUUACCCGUCGAGUGGAUGCAAUUUCAGUAUACCGCUAAGUUGUCGAUAUUUACAAAACUUGAAGGAUAAAAGUUACAAAUUGAUAGAGUUUGAUUCUCUGGACGAAGCGAAAUUUGCUGUCAAGAAGAAUAAAGUUUGGGGAGUGUUAUAUUUCGAAGAAGGUUAUUCAGAAUCGCUCGGCGGACGAAUCAAAAUGCCCGACGAUUUAAGCGAAAGGGAAUUAAAUAUCAGUGAUGUCAAUAUAUGGCAAGACAUGUCCAACCAGUACGUGAGUAACCUAUUACGAAGGGAUAUGCUUUCGAGGUAUGUGAUGUUCUUAGAAAGUAUAUUCAGAGACUGUGGUUGGCCCGUUGCGAUGGCCGAUAUUCCGAUCAAGUUGGAAGACGCAAUUUACGGAAACAACAACCCGAGUUUUGGACAUUUCACAGCUCCAGCUAUCAUAUCACUAUUCGAGUUCUAUCUCCCGAUGGUGUUCACCGUGGGAGCGAUACUUAUGGAAAAGAUGGGAGGAUUGUUGGAGAGGAGUCUCGUUGCAGGCGUCACGGUGACAGAAGUUAUAUUGUCUCACAUUGUGGUCCAGUACAUAGUUUUAAGCGUUCAAACGGCGUUGAUGAUGUUGGUGUUAUUUGUGUUCUUCGAUAAUCCUAUGGUGGGGAGUUUAGUGUGGUCGCUGUCGUUGCUAUUCUUGACGGGGACCAGUGGCAUGUGUUACGGAUUUAUGGUCUCGGUGUUCUGCAAUACCGACACGUCUGCCACGUUUAUGGGCUUGGGAAGUUUCUUCCCUCUAGCCAUGCUCAGUGGAAUGAUAUGGCCGCUGGAAGGCAUGCACUAUGUAUUGAGAUCAAUUGGAUGGAUUUUGCCGAUCACAUUGUCGACGGAAUCGUUCAGAGCCCUAUCCGCUAGGGAUUGGUCGAUAACGCACCCAACAGUCUACAAGGGAUUUUUGUCCGCAUCCGGAUGGAUCGCCGUAUUUAUGUUGGUUACCAUAAUAGUGGUGAAGAAAAACAACGGUUUACGAAAUGUAACCAAAUGA
Macrosiphum euphorbiae (potato aphid) is the source of this 2082-nucleotide messenger RNA. NCBI's taxonomy places the organism in Eukaryota, Metazoa, Arthropoda, Insecta, Hemiptera, Aphididae. The record is from the annotation of a GenBank genome assembly.